UUGUUCCUCGGCUAGCUAGGGUUUUCGCAGGGAAUUUCCAAGCACAAUUGAGAGUUUCUAAUUGGCUGCACCUGCCUGAAUUUCCAGGGGGUAUGGUUUAGUUUUCGUCAAAUAGACAGGUAAUUGCUCCAAAUAAAAAUUCGUAGGGUUUUUUCAAAUUGGGGAUUUUUUGCGAUUCUCCUUAAGCUGGUGGAAGCGUGAAGAAUCCGGGGUUCUGAAUUGGGGUUUUCUCAGUUCGUCAGCUGAUUGAAUAAAACCUGCGAUCUUGCCUUCACGAGGUUCAAUCAACGUUAAAGAUAGAUGCCUCGGAUUAUUCGAUCCACGACAUUGUGAUUGCCGCUCGGUAGCGAGCGAGUUGACAAAUCGAGGGGUGGGUGGGUCUUUGUAUGGAAACUCGGAGCCGGAAGCGGGCGGAGGCUUCCUCAGCUGCCCCUUCAUCGUCGUCAUCCGGUCCUACCACCCGUUCCAGCAAGCGCGCUCGUCUUUCUGCUGCUGCUUCUUCUUCUUCGAACCCCACCGCUACAGUUCAUUCAGUUUUGACUCGUUCUCGUGCAUCUCGGGGUCGUGAAGUGUUACCGCCUAACAACUCUGCUCCGAUGGACUCGACCAAUGAACCAUCCGGGUCACGCCGUGAUCGCCGUGGGAAGAAUAUAGACAGGGACAAUUCGGAUAAAGGGGAGGAAAAAGAGCAUGAUGUUAGAAUUAGGGAUAGAGAAAGGGACGCCGAGAGGAGCUUAGGAUUGAACAUUGAAAGUGGAGGGGCUGGGGACGACGAUGAUAACGACAGUGAAGGGGGUGUUGGAAUUUUGCAUCAGAACUUGACCUCCGCGAGCAGUGCACUUCAAGGGCUUCUUCGUAAACUCGGUGCCGGUCUAGAUGAUCUGCUUCCGGCAUCAGCGAUUGGUUCUGCAUCAACGUCCCACCAGAGUGGCAGGUUGAAGAAAAUUCUUUCUGGCUUGCGGGCCGAUGGGGAAGAAGGUCGGCAGGUUGAGGCACUGACUCAGUUAUGCGAAAUGCUUUCCAUUGGGACCGAAGAAUCACUUAGUACAUUUUCUGUCGAUUCUUUUGUACCUGUGCUCGUGGGGUUGCUUAACCAUGAGAGCAAUCCUGAUAUCAUGCUUCUAGCAGCCAGGGCGCUAACCCAUCUCUGUGACGUGCUCCCUUCAUCUUGUGCCGCCGUUGUGCAUUAUGGUGCAGUGUCAUGCUUCUGCGCAAGAUUGCUUACCAUAGAAUAUAUGGACCUAGCUGAGCAGUCUCUUCAAGCUCUGAAGAAGAUAUCUCAAGAGCACCCAACUGCCUGCCUAAGAGCCGGUGCUCUUAUGGCUGUGCUUUCUUAUUUGGACUUCUUCUCAACCGGUGUUCAGCGGGUGGCAUUAUCUACUGCUGCAAAUAUGUGUAAGAAGCUUCCUUCUGAUGCAGCUGACUUUGUAAUGGAAGCUGUGCCACUUUUGACAAAUCUCCUUCAGUAUCAUGAUUCCAAGGUUCUGGACCAUGCCUCUGUUUGUUUGACUAGAAUUGCUGAAGCAUUUGCAUCAUCUCCAGACAAAUUAGAUGAAUUAUGCAAUCAUGGAUUGGUAACACAAGCUGCCUCCCUUAUUUCCACCAGCAGUUCUGGUGGUGGACAGGCUUCUCUCACCACAUCUACUUAUACUGGUUUAAUCCGACUUCUCUCCACCUGUGCAAGUGGUUCUCCUCUUGGAGCAAAAACAUUGCUUCUCCUUGGUAUAAGUGGCAUACUUAAAGAUAUAUUAUCUGGUUCUGGAGCAUCCGCUAAUUCCUCUGUUUCACCUGCGCUGAGUAGGCCACCAGAGCAGAUAUUUGAGAUUGUGAACCUGGCCAAUGAGCUGCUGCCCCCAUUGCCACAAGGAACUAUCUCUCUUCCAGUUAGCUCCAACUUGUUUGUGAAAGGUUCUGUUGUGAAAAAGUCUCCUGUUAGUAGUUCUGGUAAACAUGAAGAUGCAAAUGGAAAUGUGCCUGAGACGUCAGCUCGAGAGAAAUUGUUAAAUGAUCAGCCAGAGCUACUUCAACAAUUUGGGGUGGAUCUUCUCCCAGUUUUGAUACAGAUAUAUGGCUCGAGCGUCAAUGGCCCUGUUCGGCAUAAAUGUCUUUCUGUAAUUGGAAAACUGAUGUAUUUUAGCACAGCAGAGAUGAUCCAGUCGUUGUUGAGCGUGAUGAACAUAUCAAGUUUUUUAGCUGGUGUCUUGGCAUGGAAAGAUCCACUUGUUCUGGUUCCUGCAUUGCAAAUUGCGGAAGUUCUUAUGGAAAAGCUUCCUGGGACAUUCUCUAAGAUGUUUGUUAGAGAAGGCGUUGUCCAUGCAGUGGACCAACUUAUUGUAGCCGGCAAUUCUACUAAUGCCUCUACCCAGCCAUCUUCUGAUAACAACAAUGAUGCAGUAUCUGGUCCGACAUCUCGCUCUAGACGUAAUCGUCGACGUGGUGGUAGUUCAAACCCAGAUGGAAAUCCUUCAGAUGAUGUGAAAAGUUCUGUCUCAGUAAAUGUAGGUUUUCCUCCAAGUUCAGUGGAAAUUCCUACGGUUAAUGCUACUCUUCGAACGUCUGUAAGCUCAGCUGCUAAAGCAUUCAAAGACAAAUACUUUCCUUCAGAUCCUGGGGCUGUUGAAGCAGGUGUUACCGAUGAUCUUUUGCAUCUGAAAAAUCUUUGCAUGAAGUUAAAUGGUAGUGUUGGUGACCAAAAGUUUAAAGCAAAGGGAAAAUCCAAAGCUUCUGCAUCCGGUUUGGAAGAUAACUCUACAAUUAAUGAAGAGUAUUUGAUGGGGGUCAUAUCUGACAUGCUAAAGGAACUUGGCAAAGGAGAUGGUGUAUCUACGUUUGAAUUUAUUGGCAGUGGUGUUGUUGCAGCUCUGCUGAAUUACUUUUCUUGUGGGCACUUCUCUAAAGAUCAAAUCUCGGAAAAUAACCUGCCUAGUCUUCGCCAACAAGCACUUAAAAGAUUCAAGUCAUUUGUAGCUGUUGCUUUACCCUCUGGCACUGAUGAGGGGGCUAUAAUUCCCAUGACUGUCUUGGUUCAAAAGCUACAAAACGCUCUGUCCUCUUUGGAGCGUUUUCCAGUUGUGCUGAGCCAUUCAUCUAGGUCAUCUAGUGGAAGUGCACGUCUCUCCUCUGGACUAAGUGCAUUGUCUCACCCCUUCAAGUUGCGUCUUUGUCGUGCACAGGGUGAAAAGACACUUAGGGAUUAUUCAUCCAAUGUUGUAUUAAUUGAUCCAUUAGCAAGUUUAGCAGCUAUUGAAGAAUUUCUUUGGCCUCGUAUCCAGCGUAGUGAAUCUGGUCAGAAGUCUACCAUGCCAGCUGGAAAUUCUGAAUCUGGUACAACUGCUGGAGCUAGUGGUUCAUCUCCUCCUACUUCGACUCCUUCCACUACACGUCGUCAUUCAACCAGAUCCAGAGCAGCUGUUAAUAUAGGUGAUACACCCAGAAAGGAGACAUCUCAAGAAAAAAGCACGAGCUCAUCUAAGGACAAAGGAAAAGCUGUAUUGAAGCCUGCGCAGGAGGAGGCCAGAGGAGCCCAAACAAGAAAUGCUGCUCGCAGAGCUGCUCUGAAUAAAGAAGCUCAGAUGAAGUCUGUAAAUGGUGACUCGACUUCUGAGGAUGAAGAAUUGGAUAUAUCUCCUGUUGAAAUUGAUGAGGCAUUGGUGAUUGAGGAUGAUGAUAUCUCAGAUGAUGACCAUGACGAUGUCCUAAGAGAUGAUUCUCUUCCUGUGUGCCUGCCUGAUAAGGUACAAGAUGUUAGAUUGGGUGACUCAGGUGAGGAGGGUGCUGUUGCCCCUGCAACAAGUGAUAGCCAGACUAAUGCAGCAUCAGGUUCUAGCAGCAAGGCUGGUACAUUCAAGGGUUUAGACUCUGCUGAUAUUAGGAGUGUCAACUCUUCUAGCACAAGGGGUGCCAUGUCAUUUGCUGCUGCUGCCAUGGCUGGACUUGGAUCUGCUAAUAGCCGAGGUAUUCGAGGUGGCAGAGAUCGGCACGGACGACCAGUGUUUGGCAGUUAUAAUGAACCUCAAAAGUUGAUAUUUACUGCUGGCGGGAAGCAGCUUACUAGGCAUUUGACUAUAUAUCAAGCAAUUCAAAGACAACUUGUGCUAGAUGAAGAUGAUGAUGAGAGGUUUGCUGGCAGUGAAUAUGUGUCGACUGAUGGGGGCAGGCUGUGGGGUGAUGUUUACACUAUCACUUAUCAGAGGGCAGACAGCCAAACAGAUAGAUCCUCAACUGGAGGAUCAAGCUCAACUGCUUCAAAAUCUACAAAAUCUGGAUCUGCAUCAAAUUCUAAUUCUGAAGCCAAGCUGCAUCAGACAACUAUUUUAGACAGUAUAUUGCAGGCAGAACUGCCAUGUGACCUGGAAAAAUCUAAUCCUACAUACAAUAUAUUGGCACUAUUGCGGAUGUUGGAGGGUUUGAACCAGCUUGCACCCCGUUUGCGGGUCCAGAUGCUUACUGAUAGCUUUGCUGAGGGGAAAAUCUUGGAUUUGAAUGAGCUGGUUGUGACCACCAGUUCUAAGGUGCCACCAGAGGAAUUCAUAAGCAGCAAGCUUACUCCAAAAUUGGCUAGGCAAAUACAAGAUGCUCUUGCUUUAUGUAGUGGGAGUCUUCCAUCAUGGUGUUACCAACUCACUAAAGCUUGCCCCUUCUUGUUUCCUUUUGAGACCCGACGGCAGUACUUCUAUUCAACUGCCUUUGGUUUAUCUCGUGCGCUGUAUCGUCUUCAGCAGCAGCAGGGUGCUGAUGGUCAUGGAUCAACAAAUGAAAGAGAGGUAAGGGUUGGAAGAUUGCAGCGACAGAAGGUCCGUGUUUCUAGGAACCGCAUAUUGGAUUCUGCUGCUAAGGUAAUGGAGAUGUACUCGAGCCAAAAGGCUGUACUUGAAGUAGAGUAUUUUGGUGAAGUUGGCACUGGAUUGGGACCCACCCUUGAGUUCUAUACGCUAUUAAGUCAUGACCUGCAAAAAGCUGAGCUACAAAUGUGGAGAUCAUAUUCAUUGGAGAAGCAAUCCAUGGACAUUGAUGGAGAUGAACAAAAAAUAAAAAACAAUGAUGGUGUUGGGCGUACUUCUGCUGGUGCAGAGCUAGUCCAAGCUCCUCUUGGGUUGUUUCCUAGGCCUUGGGCGCCAAACACUGAUGCAUCAGAAGGUAGCCGGUUUUCUAAAGUAAUUGAGUAUUUCCGGCUGGUUGGCCGUGUAAUGGCUAAAGCUCUUCAAGAUGGACGUUUAUUGGAUCUACCUUUUUCCGCAGCAUUUUAUAAACUUGUUCUUGGUCAGGAGCUUGAUUUGCAUGACAUUCUUUCCAUGGAUGCUGAGCUUGGAAAGACUUUGCUUGAGUUGAAUGCCCUUGUUUGCCGAAAACAUUAUCUAGAAUCUAUUGGUGGUGACCCUGGUGAUACAAUUGCUAACCUUCGUUUCCGUGGGGCCCCAAUUGAAGACCUCUGCUUGGAUUUUACACUUCCCGGUUACCCAGAGUACAUCUUGAAACCAGGAGAUGAAAUUGUUAAUAUCAAUAAUUUGGAGGAGUAUAUAUCCUUGGUGGCUGAUGCAACUCUCAAGACUGGGAUCAUGCAUCAAAUGGAAGCAUUCAGAGCGGGGUUUAAUCAGGUUUUUGACAUCUCAUCCUUGCAAAUUUUUACUCCCCAAGAACUGGACUAUUUGCUUUGUGGUCGUAGAGAGUUGUGGGAGGUUGAGACCCUUGCUGAUCAUAUAAAAUUUGACCAUGGAUACACCGCAAAGAGCCCUGCCAUAGUUAAUUUACUUGAAAUUAUGGGAGAGUUUACACCUGAGCAGCAACGUGCCUUCUGUCAGUUUGUUACCGGAGCACCUAGGCUUCCACCUGGUGGGCUUGCAGUGCUGAAUCCAAAGCUGACAAUUGUGAGAAAGCUGUCGUCAACUGUGGCUAAUGCUGCGAUUAAUGGGAAUGGACCUUCAGAAUCUGCAGAUGAUGACUUGCCCAGUGUUAUGACAUGUGCUAAUUACCUGAAGCUUCCUCCUUAUUCUACAAAGGAAAUUAUGUACAAGAAGCUACUCUAUGCAAUCAGUGAAGGCCAAGGAUCUUUUGAUUUGUCCUGAUUUUCUGGAACUAAUCAAAUGAUCCUGUAUGUUAAUAUAUGGUGAAUCAGGGUUUACUCUGAAGGCUAAUUCUUUUUUGUUUUUAUGCACCGCCAUCCUUGCUUCUCAAAUAAGGGCCUUGUUGCUUCCAAGGUUGUGGCAGAUUUCAGUUGAAUUUUGCUGAGGUUUGAUUGCCACAUUUUCAAGAUGUAAAGGAGUUUGCCGAGCACUCAUCACCUGUUAGAAUCUGUGCAUAAAGUAGGAAUGUUGAGAUUUUGACCCUUGUUUCUUUCUUUUCUUUUUUUUCCGGUUUUUUUUUUUUCCCCUCCAUCAUUCUGUUCCUAAUCAAAUCAUUCAUAGUUAGAAUAUACAUGUAUGGAAUGAGAUGCAAUAGGCAAGAGAAAUAAUUCGAGAUACUGUGCUUUUUAAUUUCCUCAUACUUUACCUGUUAUGUGGAGCAGGGAAUAUUAUGCCGAUGUCCUUUUUUCUUCAUUAAAUAUUAUGCCAAUGCCAACCCCUCUGAAUUAUGAAGUUUUGGCAGUC
This is a messenger RNA of Neltuma alba, 6584 nucleotides long. Its product is annotated as E3 ubiquitin-protein ligase UPL3. Bases 387 to 6062 code for a protein of 1891 amino acids. Gene Ontology annotation, molecular function: protein binding; ubiquitin protein ligase activity. NCBI's taxonomy places the organism in Eukaryota, Viridiplantae, Streptophyta, Magnoliopsida, Fabales, Fabaceae. The record is from RefSeq and is a predicted model, not a curated record. The transcript is spliced from 18 exons. Gene Ontology annotation, biological process: proteasome-mediated ubiquitin-dependent protein catabolic process; protein polyubiquitination.